Molecule: messenger RNA, 1504 nt
Organism: Oreochromis niloticus (Nile tilapia)
Lineage: Eukaryota; Metazoa; Chordata; Actinopteri; Cichliformes; Cichlidae
Exons: 5
Coding region: 176-706 (176 amino acids)
Source: RefSeq, a predicted model, not a curated record
AGAGCCUGUCACCUCUCGCCUCUUUCACAAUCAGCUGACCGCGUGAGCUUAUUUGUACGCGCGCUCCCUAGAGGCGGAGGCUUUGCAUCCGACUAGGUGAGGCUGUCAGAGACGCGAGCAGCUGGCAGGAGGUGAACUCGGAGUGAGCACAAGGUGAAAAAACUCAUUAGGAAAAAUGGCGAGCAGUAACCUUCUGGGACGCAUCCGGAACCAUCCUCAACCCCCAACACCCGCACUAGCGAUUACAAAGGUGAUUUUGUGCGGCAUGCCCAUUGCUCAGAUUGCUAUUGGGACAAUAUACCUUAAUGAGUGUCCGCGUGAGCACUACAUCCCCAUCUAUCUGAUAGUGGUGGGAGUCUUUGGCCUGAUUCUGUCGUUGCUCUCCUGCUUGCCCUGCGCCAGGGAGUCUGAAGAAGGCACCUCCAACCCUCUGAGCACAAUCUGCACAACCUGGAACUCACUGACAUCUGUCUUUCUCUUCUGCUGGUUUAUCGCUGGUAAUGUAUGGAUCUACUCUAUUUAUCAGCCCAACUACACCAAAAACGCAACAGAUGUGAGCUCCUACUGCAACAAGACCCUUUACCUGUUUGCCUUCUGGACCACCACUUUGGUUUACAUCCUGAUCGGUUUGUUUUUCGUGUGCGGCUUCUUGGUCCUCCUCUGCUUCUGCCUGUGUGGCCGCGCCGAUCCCGACGACGACGUGUAACGACUUUCAGAAACGAUGACGGUACUGGACGCACACAACGAAUAUGCUGCUGAUGCAAAUAUGUUUACUAAUAUGUUGUAAUAAAAAAAAAAAAGCAGCAGGGUAAGUGUGUGAUGUGUCCGUGCAUCUUGUGUUGAAAGAUGAGCAUUUUCUAUACCUCUGCAGCAGCUACUGUUUACAGGAAUUUUAUUCUGAAAUCAAGAAGAUCACUGGUGUUUAAGAAUUUGUACGAGAGCUGAUUCCAAUAGCAAAAAUAUGUUUUACUUUCCUAUUUGUUUCCAUGUUUGUCCCAGAAAAACACGUCUGUUAUAAAUGUGAGGAGGGUUUUUCUCACAAGUAUCUCAGCUCGUCAUUAAACUCUUUUAGUGACGCUACAGAUAAAUAUCAGCCACCGACAUCGUUUACUGCCAUCCUAUUUGCUGAUAAACGCCCAGCAUCAGUCAGUGUUCAGCUGAUACAUCUGUGAAUCUGUAGAUGUGCUGUUACAUGAUGAGCCACAAAUUUGGGGUUAUUGAGUGUACAUGAUGAAAUUAAAAAGUCACUUUGGUAAUGGUGUCAUUCAGGGAAUAAACAAAUACUAAAAAAUCCUGUGUAAUGCAGUUUUUCAUACUUUACAAUUCUGUAAAGUGUAGGUUUGUUUUCUGUGGAAACCAACACUUCUCUCUGUUUCACUGUUCAAAAUGUAAUCACAACAUUAAAGUCUGUCAGAGGUUUAUCGCUGUAAGUUAUGGAUCAUGAAUCUUGAGAUUAGCAAUAAAAGUAUUUUGUCAUGUCAGGAAUAAACAUGAAAGACAAGAG